Messenger RNA from Papilio xuthus (Asian swallowtail), 642 nucleotides. Its product is annotated as translation initiation factor IF-2-like. The record is from RefSeq and is a predicted model, not a curated record. The transcript has a single exon. Bases 1 to 642 code for a protein of 213 amino acids. NCBI's taxonomy places the organism in Eukaryota, Metazoa, Arthropoda, Insecta, Lepidoptera, Papilionidae.
AUGGUGGCGAAGUCGCAGUGCACGCGCGCGACCAUCGCGUCGAGCGCGAGGAGGUCGCGCAACGUGCGCUCGCAGCGCUCCCCACCGGCCAGCACGUCGGCGCGUGCGCCGCGGUCUAGCGCGGAGGCCGGUGAGCGCUCGCAGCAGGCGCGCAGCCGCAGCUCGGCCAGGCGGCGCGCGCGCGUGCUUGCCGCCAGCGCGCACAGGUGCGGCACGUCGCGCCCCGCCAGCGAGGGCUGCGCGCCGCCGCCGCCGCCGCACGCCGCGCGCCCGCACUCGCGCCCGCCGCCCGCGCCCUCCUCCUCCAGGUCGCACGCGCUCAGCCAGGGGUUGAGGCGCGCGAGCGGACUCACGGCCAGGCCCGCGGCCGCCAUCAGCAGCAGCAGCAGCAGCGGCGGCGCUCGCAUGGCGGGGGCGGCGCCGCUAGCGGGGGCCGGCCCGCCGGGCGCGGCGCUGCCUCAUACCGCAUCGCGCAUGGCGACCUACUCGCGCGGCCCGGGCCGCGGGGCCGCCGCGCGGGGUGGGCGCGCCGCCAUGUCGCUGCUCGCCGCUCGACUGACUCCCCCCGGGCGCGCAUCGAUCGCCCCGCGCCCCGCGCCCCUCGCUGGCUGCGCGCGCCCGGCACCCGCUUUCGUUAUGUAA